Odontomachus brunneus is the source of this 3603-nucleotide messenger RNA. RefSeq names its product nuclear export mediator factor NEMF homolog (gene Clbn). Gene Ontology annotation, cellular component: RQC complex. Bases 262 to 3219 code for a protein of 985 amino acids. Gene Ontology annotation, biological process: ribosome-associated ubiquitin-dependent protein catabolic process; rescue of stalled cytosolic ribosome. The record is from RefSeq and is a predicted model, not a curated record. Lineage: Eukaryota; Metazoa; Arthropoda; Insecta; Hymenoptera; Formicidae. The transcript is spliced from 10 exons. Gene Ontology annotation, molecular function: tRNA binding; ribosomal large subunit binding.
UCGAUGUAGUAGUACGACUCAACAACGGCUCAGGCACGAUUUCAUUUUAUCAUAAUAUGUACAAUCUGAUAACUGGAAGAUAAUCGAACAUUUAACGGCAAAAAUAAACAUAAGUGCUCGAUUGAUCGACUAUCUCUAAACAUGAUGAUAUAUAAAUACGAGUAACGCAAUAUUAAGCAAGGUAAUGUAACAUCUAACUAAGCAAUACAUCGUGGAUCUCGGGAAAUCUUCUUUCAGAGGGAAAAAACAAUUUUUUCGAAGAUGAAGACACGAUUUAAUACUUACGAUCUUGUAUGUUCUGUAACUGAAUUACAAAGGCUUAUUGGCAUGCGUGUCAAUCAGAUAUAUGAUAUAGAUCAUCGUACAUAUCUAAUACGCUUUCAACGUAGUGAGGAAAAAUGUGUUUUGUUACUUGAGUCUGGUAACAGAAUCCAUACAACAGGUUUUGAAUGGCCAAAAAAUAUAGCUCCUUCAGGUUUCUCUAUGAAAAUGCGCAAGCAUCUUAAGAAUAAGAGAUUAGAAAGUCUCACUCAAGUUGGUAUGGAUCGAAUAAUAAAUAUGCAAUUUGGAAGUGGUGAGGCUGCAUAUCAUAUAAUUUUAGAGGUGUAUGAUCGUGGUAACAUAAUCCUUACGGAUCAUGAAAUGGUAAUUUUGUAUGUCUUAAGACCUCACACAGAAGGAGAUAAAAUUAGGUUUGCUGUAAGAGAAAAAUAUCCAUUAGACAGAGCUCACAGUGAAGCAAUGCCACCCAUAGAAGAAAUUCAUGAGCAUCUUCAGAAAGCUAAGGAAGGGGAAAGUCUCAAAAAAGUGUUAAAUCCAUUAUUAGAAUUUGGCUCAGCUGUGAUUGAUCAUGUUUUACUUAAAGCUGGAUUUGCCUUUGGUUGCAAGAUUGGCAAUGAUUUUAACAUCAUUGAAGAUAUGCCAAAAUUGAUUCUGGCACUUGAAGAUGCCACUAAUAUCGUGGAUUAUGCAAAGAAGAAUAUCUCAAAAGGCUAUAUCAUUCAAAAGAAAGAAGCAAAACCGACUCAAGACGGCAAAGAGGAUUUUAUAUUCGCUAAUAUAGAAUUUCAUCCCUUGUUAUUUGAACAAUACAAAAAUCAACCAUACAAAGAGUUUGAUUCUUUUGAUGCCACAGUAGAUGAAUAUUUCUCUACAAUGGAAGGACAGAAGCUAGAUUUGAAGGCUUUACAACAGGAAAGAGAAGCUUUAAAGAAGCUGGAGAAUGUAAAGAAAGAUCAUGACCAGAGAUUGAUUACAUUAGAGAAGACGCAGGAGGUUGAUAAGCAAAAGGCAGAAUUGAUUUCAAGGAAUCAGGUUCUGGUAGAUAACGCCAUUUUGGCCAUACAGAGUGCUUUGGCAAAUCAGAUGUCUUGGCCGGACAUUCAAGUACUAUUAAAAGAGGCUCAAGCUAGAAACGAUCCGGUUGCGUCGGCUAUAAAACAACUGAAACUUGAGACAAAUCAUAUUUCCUUACUGUUGCACGAUCCUUACAAAGACAGCGAUGAAGAAUCCGAGUUAAAGCCUAUGAUGAUUGAUGUAGAUUUGGCUCAUACAGCAUUUGGUAAUGCCAGAAAAUAUUACAGUCAGAAAAGAUCGGCGGCUAAGAAGCACCAGAAAACGAUAGAGUCGCAAGGGAAAGCUUUGAAGUCAGCAGAGAAGAAAACGAAGCAAACAUUGAAAGAAGUGCAAACCAUACAUAGCAUUAAUAAGCUGAGGAAAGUGUACUGGUUUGAAAAGUUCUAUUGGUUUAUUACAUCUGAGAAUUAUCUAGUGAUCGGUGGAAGAGAUCAGCAGCAAAAUGAGUUGAUAGUGAAAAGAUAUCUAAGAGCAGGAGACCUAUAUGUUCAUGCAGAUUUAACCGGUGCUAGUUCCGUCGUGAUAAAAAAUCCCACUGGUAAUCCUGUACCGCCAAAAUCAUUGGCAGAAGCAGGUACAAUGGCUAUUGCAUACAGUGUCGCCUGGGACGCCAAAGUAGUGGCGAGUGCGUGGUGGGUGCAUCACGACCAAGUGUCAAAGAGCGCGCCUACUGGAGAAUAUCUCACUACUGGAUCUUUUAUGAUACGCGGGAAGAAAAAUUAUCUGCCACCGAGUCAAUUAAUUAUGGGAUUAGGUAUUAUGUUUCGACUGGAGGAAAGUUCGAUGGAGCGACACAAGGACGAAAGAAGGGUCAAAGUCAUGGACGAGGAGAGUGAAAAUGCGGAUUCAAUAAUCGAGGAUGACAAAGAAAUAGAAUUGGAAGGCGACUCGGAUGAAGAUGAGAAUUUAGAAGACAAGAAUGCAUUAAAUCCAAUUCACGAGGAGGAUCAUUUGGAAUCGGAAUUGUGCACAAUAGAAAAUGAAGACGUAAAUAAAGAUGAAUGUGACGAUGAAGAAAAAGAUACGAAAUGUCAAUUUCCCGACACACAGAUAAAACUUGAUCUUUCAGGCCCAAGAGUAAAACUACAUGUUGAUAAUAAUCAGCCUUUAAUAACAACGACAAAGGAUACGGAAGAAAAUAUAGUUUACUUAGGAGAUGAUAAGCCUGUUAUAAUAAACACAUCGGUUAAGGAGAAAUGUGCAAAAACAAAAAAUAAAGCACAAUCAAAAGAGCCAAAAGAAAAGAUUGAAAAGAAUGACAAGACCGAAGGUGAUAAGGAUAAAAAGGAAGAGCAGCCUGCGUUGAAAAGAGGACAGAAAGGAAAACUAAAGAAAAUGAAAGAGAAAUAUAAGGAUCAAGAUGAGGAAGAUAGGCGACUUUCGAUGCUUGUUUUGCAGUCGGCAGGUGCAGCUAAAGAAGAUAAGAAAAAAAACAGGACCAAAGACCCGUCAGGUCCCAAACAACAAGGGAAGAGAAAGUCAAAUGCAAGAGCGAACGUUUCUGCACCAUCUAUGCAUAUGAUAGAUAACGCUGACGAGGAAGAUACAGGCCCAACUCCCGAAGUCGAUAUGCUUGAUCAGUUAACGGGCAAGCCCUUUUCAGAGGACGAAUUAUUGUUUGCUGUGCCUGUAGUGGCACCUUAUAAUACUUUACUGAAUUACAAAUUUAAAGUGAAAUUGACACCUGGUAUUGGAAAAAGGGGCAAAGCUGCCAAGACAGCUAUAGCAGUGUUUCUCAGAGAUAGAGAAAUAUCUUCACGUGAAAAGGACUUGUUGAAGGCAAUCAAAGAUGAGAUGAUAGCUAGAAAUAUACCUGGGAAAGUGAAAAUAAGUGCCCCUCAGAUUCAAAAACUUAAGAAAUAAUUAGUUUGGUGAUGAUUUUAACUUUGAUGAUUACAAAGUUACUGGUGGUUAUAACAUACCUUGUAGCUAUAACAUACAAGGCUUAAUUGAAGAUGUUUUGAAAAAUAUGUAUUAUCUUGUGAUCGCAGUCUCUGGCAAAUAUUUUAAUAAUCUUUAAUGAAUGUUAGUUAACAGAAAAAUUACGAUAUCGAGAUUACAAGUUUUUAGUAAUGGCAAAACUCUCUUAAAAACUGAAAUAAAAUAAUUAGAGUAGUCGAUGUACAUAAGAAAUUACAAAAUUCAUUACUUCUAUUCUUAAUGCACACUUUAAAUAAGUUUUAAAUAUUUAAAUUCAGAUAUACUAUGUAAAUAAAAGUAAUAUGAUACAUAUGUAUAUAUAAAAAA